AUGCUAGAAACUAAUAAUAAUAAUAAUAGUAAUAAUAGUAAUAAUAAUAGUAAUGGUAAUAAUAAUAGUAGUAGUAAUAGUAAUAGUAAUAAUGAUAGUAAUGAUAGUAAUAGUAAUAAUAAUAGUAAUAGUAAUAAUAAUAGUAAUAGUAAUAAUAAUAAUAAUAGUAAUGGUAAUAAUAAUAGUAGUAGUAAUAGUAAUAGUAAUAAUGAUAGUAAUGAUAGUAAUAGUAAUAAUAAUAGUAAUAGUAAUAAUAAUAAUAAUGGUAAUAAUAAUAAUUUUAUUAUUAUUAUUAAAGAUAAUAUUUGUUUUUUUUAUUUAAAGUGA
Messenger RNA from Schistosoma rodhaini, 327 nucleotides. NCBI's taxonomy places the organism in Eukaryota, Metazoa, Platyhelminthes, Trematoda, Strigeidida, Schistosomatidae. The record is from the annotation of a GenBank genome assembly.